AGGGGGAGUGGGGAAUGUCCUGCGCAUGCGCGGUGCGGCCUGCCUGACCGACCUUCAUCUCGGGCCAGUACCACCAUGUUUUCUCGGGCGGGCGUCGUUGGGGUCUCGGCCUGGGCCGUGCAGCCGCAAUGGUAUGGCCGCUUGCGGAUCCAAAUUCGAAAUAUGGCAACUUUGAAAGAUAUUACCAGGCGACUAAAGUCAAUCAAAAACAUCCAGAAAAUUACCAAGUCUAUGAAAAUGGUAGCAGCAGCCAAAUAUGCCCGAGCAGAGAGGGAACUCAAGCCAGCUCGAGUGUACGGAGUAGGAUCUCUGGGUAAGAGAGGCGUGUCUGAGAUGAUUGACAAAUUGACUUUGACUUUCAACCGCACUCGCCAAGCUGUCAUCACAAAGGAGUUGAUUGAAAUCAUCUCGGGUGCUGCGGCCCUAAUCNCUAAACAGAUCAAAAAUGAGGUGGCUACGCUCACAGCAGAAGGGAAAGAAGUUAAGAUUGUCGGAAUUGGUGAUAAAAUCAGGGGUAUACUUCAUAGGACUCAUUCUGACCAGUUCCUGGUGACAUUCAAAGAAGUGGGAAGAAAACCCCCUACUUUUGGAGAUGCGUCAGUCAUUGCCCUGGAAUUAUUAAAUUCUGGAUAUGAAUUUGACGAAGGAUCUAUUGUCUUUAAUCGAUUCAGGUCUGUCAUCUCCUACAAGACAGACGAAAAACCCAUCUUUUCCCUUAAUACCAUUGCAAGUGCUGAGAGCAUGAGCAUCUACGAUGAUAUUGAUGCUGACGUGCUGCAGAAUUACCAAGAAUACAGUCUGGCCAACAUCAUCUACUAUUCUCUCAAGGAAUCCACCACGAGUGAGCAGAGCGCCAGGAUGACAGCCAUGGACAACGCUAGCAAGAAUGUAAAGAAGGAAAAUUCAGCCAGCUAA
This is a messenger RNA of Hipposideros armiger (great roundleaf bat), 915 nucleotides long. RefSeq names its product ATP synthase F1 subunit gamma (gene ATP5F1C). Gene Ontology annotation, molecular function: proton-transporting ATP synthase activity, rotational mechanism. The coding region runs from base 76 to 915 and encodes 279 amino acids. NCBI's taxonomy places the organism in Eukaryota, Metazoa, Chordata, Mammalia, Chiroptera, Hipposideridae. The transcript has 9 exons. The record is from RefSeq and is a predicted model, not a curated record. Gene Ontology annotation, biological process: proton motive force-driven ATP synthesis.